Molecule: messenger RNA, 1446 nt
Organism: Eubalaena glacialis (North Atlantic right whale)
Lineage: Eukaryota; Metazoa; Chordata; Mammalia; Artiodactyla; Balaenidae
Gene: PCGF2
Product: polycomb group ring finger 2
Exons: 10
Coding region: 220-1257 (345 amino acids)
Biological process (GO): negative regulation of transcription by RNA polymerase II
Cellular component (GO): PRC1 complex
Molecular function (GO): promoter-specific chromatin binding
Source: RefSeq, a predicted model, not a curated record
CGUCCCCUCCCCUCCCCUCUCUCCCUCCCACCCCAAACCGCUUUCACAAACUCCUUUCUUACCGUAGGUUUCUCCCCUCUCGCCGCCCGAGCGAGCGACACGGCUGCGGCCCCCCUCCCCUCCCUUCCCUCCCUCCCUCCCAUCCCCCCCUCCCCGAGACCCACCGGACCCUGAACCCAGGGUGACGCUCCCCAGUCCCCUGCCCCCCACCCCGGCAUCAUGCAUCGGACCACACGGAUUAAAAUCACCGAGCUGAACCCUCACCUCAUGUGUGCCCUCUGUGGGGGGUACUUCAUCGAUGCCACUACCAUCGUGGAGUGCUUGCAUUCCUUCUGUAAAACCUGCAUUGUACGCUACCUGGAGACCAACAAGUACUGCCCCAUGUGCGAUGUACAGGUGCACAAAACCCGGCCGCUGCUGAGCAUCAGAUCUGACAAAACCCUUCAAGACAUCGUCUACAAAUUGGUCCCUGGGCUUUUUAAAGAUGAGAUGAAACGGAGGCGGGAUUUCUAUGCAGCCUACCCCCUGACAGAAGUUCCCAACGGCUCCAACGAGGACCGUGGCGAGGUUCUGGAGCAGGAGAAGGGAGCUCUGAGCGACGACGAGAUUGUCAGCCUCUCCAUCGAGUUCUACGAAGGCGUCAGGGACCGGGAAGAGAAGAAGGGCCCCCUGGAAAAUGGGGAUGGUGACAAGGAGAAACAGACAGGGGUGCGCUUCCUGCGAUGCCCAGCAGCCAUGACUGUCAUGCAUCUAGCCAAGUUUCUCCGCAACAAGAUGGAUGUGCCCAGCAAGUACAAGGUUGAGGUUCUCUAUGAGGACGAGCCGCUGAAGGAAUACUAUACCCUCAUGGACAUCGCCUACAUCUACCCCUGGCGGCGGAAUGGCCCUCUCCCCCUCAAGUAUCGUGUCCAGCCAGCCUGCAAGCGGCUCACCUUGCCCACAGCGCCCACCCCCUCCGAGGGCACCAAUACCAGCGGGGCGUCUGAGUGUGAGUCAGUCAGCGACAAGGCUCCCAGCCCUGCCACCCUGCCGGCCACCUCCUCCUCCCUGCCCAGCCCAGCCACCCCCUCCCAUGGCUCUCCCAGCUCCCAUGGCCCCUCGGCCCCCCACCCGACCUCCCCCACUCCCCCCGCGACAGCCGGUGGGGCCACCACAGCUGCCAACGGGGGCACCUCGAACUGCCUGCAGACACCGCCUUCCACCAGCAGGGGGCGCAAGAUGACUGUCAACGGAGCUCCCGUGCCCCCCUUAACUUGAGGAAAGGGACCCUCUCCCUCCUUUUCCAGCAAUGCCUCUCCACCCCUCCACUUUUUCUGGGCCCCCUUUUCCACCUCUUCUACUUUCCCCAGCUCCCCCCACCUUAGGGGUCGGGGAUGGGUUUUAUAAAUAAAUCUAUAUAUAUAUGUACAUAGGAGAAACCAAAUAUACAUACUUAUUUUCUAUGGA